Messenger RNA from Fraxinus pennsylvanica, 699 nucleotides. NCBI's taxonomy places the organism in Eukaryota, Viridiplantae, Streptophyta, Magnoliopsida, Lamiales, Oleaceae. The record is from the annotation of a GenBank genome assembly.
AUGGAACCAACGGCCAGUACAGCUGCUUCUGACCACAAAAUAAGCAGUGUGAACGCUCUUCGACAUCUGUUUCAGUAUGGCCCAGUCCCACCAUGGAGAAGUGAGUUCACAGAAUCAGAGGCGGCCAUUUGGCUUAUUGGAACCACACAUAUAUCCAAGCAAUCAGCUUCUGAUCUUCUAAGGGUUAUCCGUGCUUUGAGGCCCGACAAUGUUGUUGUGGAGCUCUGCAGAAGCAGAGCUGGGAUCAUGUACACUUCUAACAAUGGUGAGCUCAAUCAGCAGUUGAGGUCAAACAUGUUUUCCUUGAGUGGUUCUGGGUUGGGGUGGUUGGCCGCAGUAUUAACUUGGGUCUGUGUUUAUGCCUUGCUCUUCUGUUCCUGUACAGCUUUUUUUAGAAGAUUUAAGUUAUACUUCUCCCACAUAACAGGGGGUCAAAUUGCUUUAGCAUUACCCCUACUGUUCGCAGCAUUCUCUUCAAAAAUGUCUUCAGAUAUUGAUCGUCCUUUUGGUGAUGAGGUAGAUGAUUUUCAUGCUGCUAGAAAGGCUUCUGAAGAAAUUGGUGCUCAACUAGUAUUGGGGGAUCGACAGAUAGAAAUAACUGAAUCUAGUACUGGUGAUGACAACUUCCAGCCCUACGAGCAGCUAAGCUCUUCACAUCCAUCAUUGUUGCCACCUCUCGUAUAUGAAUUGAUACAGUAA